GGUUUCAUCUGAACUGACGUUGAAAAUCUCUUCCUUUUCGAUCGGAAAUAAAGUGCGACAAAAUGCUAGCACAAAAGGCAGUUGCCGGUGCUGAAGAACUUGCGCAAGCCAAAGGAAAAUGUGUCCAUUGCGCAAACGCAGCGGAAAGGAUCUGCCAGCGCUGCGGGGACUUCUACUGCUCCAAGCAUUGUCAGCGACAGGAUUGGCAACGUCAUCGCUACAUCUGCAUCCCGCUGCCCGCGUUGGUUUCUCCCAAUGAAUAUUCCGUGUUCCAGAGCGACGGGGAAUCAACUUUGGAGGAGGCAUGUUCUUUAAAUGCUGACAAAUCAGUAGUUGAGACGACGCCAACACCCCUCAGCCGUUUACCCAUUCUUCCGGAUUUGCAGUGCAAUAACGCCGGCAGUUCCAGCAUCAUUGCAGCCAAAAAUGAUAUUCCUGUUUCUCCUCCAAGCGGUGUAAUGGUAUACAUUAUGAACUUCAUUUCCAGUAAUCGUUGCAAUAUUCGCAAAGCCAGCAAAUCUGCUGAAAAUGCGUUUGACGAAGUUUGCAAAAAGGUUAAUACCACAGCUACGAUAUUGCCCAGAAUAAAUAAUCCACCACCAAAUGGAUGGUGCCUAGCCAACGUUAAUGGCAGGUAUUUGCGGGCGAAGGUUUGUAAGAAGCUCGGUGGUGUUUCCGACUUAUUAUUGGUCGAUCUUGGAAUCAAACAGCCUGGACCUUUUUCCGAUUUAAAGGCUAUCAGUGAUGAGUUAAUAGCACUGCCCUGUUCCAGCCAACUGGUGCAGCUCGAGAAUGUAUUGAAGUGUGACUAUUCCAAUGAUGUCAUUGCCUUCAACUCGCAAUUCGUGGGCAAGAAAUAUAUGGCAACCUUUAAAAAGGGCCCUGGAAUACACCUCGUGGAACUAGUAAACACGGAGAUGAACUUUUCGGUAAAUGAACAGUUAAAAGCAUUUUUCAACAGUAAGAAGUUGCUACGAAACCCAAAAUCUGUGGCCGAGAAUAAGAAGUCAUGUUCCUUAGAAGGUCCGCAACCUUCACAAGUUGAUGAACGCAUUACAACUCGUGCAAUCGAAUCGAAACCAGAGAUACAGAAUGAGUGUGAGGAGAUACUUAAGCAACAGGACUCCGGUCAAAUUGAUCAAUCAAAAUCAACUAAACUACUGGUUACUGAAGGAGCCUCUAAUAAGGCGCUUGGCUUUAUAGCUUUGCUUGCUGAUGAGGCAACUAAAACUGAUCACGACACUGCACCAAAGCCUAAAGAUGAAGACGUAAAACAUUGCUUAACACCAAAAGCUAAUUAUCCGUUACAGCUUUCGAGCCAUAAGUUAAACUUGGAACAUCUCUCUAUCCAUAAAACUAAUGCCCAAACAAAUGGAAUCGUAAUGCCGAAAAACGAACGUGUCCUACAACCUCCUUUUGAGAUGCGUAGAUUUUCAAUCGAAUCUAAGGAAGGCAUUGAUCUCAUUGUUGUGGACAGUUCAAAAAAAAAUCGAGGUAUUUUUGGGGCCUUUGACAGCACAUACGUCUCCGAAUUUUAUGCCCCGCAUUCACGGUUAAUGGAAAUUACAGACUGCGAGCCUUAUAAGCCAGUUGUCAGGGAAUAUGUGCUUGCCAGAUUUCAGGGUUCCUGGCAUCGCGGCAAAGUGGAACAGAUUAUAGUUGUUCCACAGCAGCAGACGAAGUACCGGGUAAUGGACCUCGAUUCCACGAACGUAGGGGACGUAACCGAAAUGGAUAUCCGUCGAUAUCCAUCAGACUUCACCGCUCCCUGUGCCACAAACCUUUGCGUGAUUGACGAAUUUCCGCACAACCCGAAUGCAGCUCAGGUUUCCUAUCUGGCGGAGGUUUUGAAGGUUCACCAGUUAGUUCAUAUCGAUAGUGUCAAAUAUCGCAACCAUAUAGCCGUAAUUAAAUCGGGAAGCCUUAUUCAGAAGCUGUUGAGCUUGUAAAUUUUGAGUACAUCAAAUGCCCUUUACUUGACACCACAACAAAUCGGGUCAAACUCAUUACGAAGUUAUUGCGAAUAAGCAUUACGUUUUAUAAUUUUAAAAACAUUUAUAUAUAAAUAAAAUUCAAUUAAAUAACAA
Drosophila sechellia is the source of this 2087-nucleotide messenger RNA. RefSeq names its product veneno (gene Veneno). NCBI's taxonomy places the organism in Eukaryota, Metazoa, Arthropoda, Insecta, Diptera, Drosophilidae. The coding region runs from base 63 to 1949 and encodes 628 amino acids. The transcript is spliced from 6 exons. The record is from RefSeq and is a predicted model, not a curated record.